CCUUCCUCCCUUCCCUCCUCCACCCCCCCAAAACCAGGCUGGGCGACAUCCCCGAGGGUUGCAGAAUGAUGGGCUGAACCGAGCCGGCAUCUUUCGGCGACGACGGUGGUGGGAGCCAUUGGCACAGGCCAGCACCGGGAGAAGGAAGCAAAGCCCUCCCCCCCAGCCCCGUACAGGGGGGGUGGCCAGACCCCCCAGGGUCUGGCGAGGGACCCCCCCCCACCCCUUUUUCCCGGAGGAUCUGCACAGACGCAGUCCCCGGUUUGAGGAGCGGCAGAGCCGGUAGCAGCAGGUGCCAGCAGCCCAUGGCGUCCUACCGCAUCCGGCAGUACCGGGAGAAGGACUACGACGCCGUGCGGACCCUCUUCGCCCGCGGCAUCUUGGAGCACGCGCCGGCCGGCUACCGCCACAUCCUGCGCUCGGCGCGGGCACAGCUGGGGCUGCUGGUCCUCUUCGCUGCCGUGCGGGCAGCUGCCGGCUACUGGGUGCUGGGGCUGGCAGCCGUGGCCCUGGCGCUGGCGGCCACUUGGCCCGUGGUCCGCUCUUUCAGUACCUCCUAUGUGCAACAGGCGCUGAGCACCGACCUCUGUGACAUCUCCACCAGCUACCUGCGGGCACCCGACUCCUGCUUCUGGGUGGCGGAGGCCGGGGGGACCGUGGUGGGCAUGGUGGCCGUGGCACCGCCGCAGGAUCCGGCCGAGAGAGGGGUGGCCCUGGAGCUGAAGCGAAUGUCGGUCAGCAAGGACUACCGGGGCCGGGGCGUCUCCAAAGCGCUCUGCGGGGAGGUGCUGCGCUUCGCCCGGGCAAGGGGCUACGGGGCAGUGGUCCUCUCCACCUCCAUGGUGCAGGUGGCCGCCCAGAAGCUCUACGAGGGCCAGGGCUUCAGGAAGGUGGGCACCUUCAGCCCCUCGCUGCUCGGCAGCCUCCUCUGCUUCCAGAUCUUCCACUACCGAUGCGACCUGCCCGGUGGCACCGCGGCCCCGCCACGCUAGAUGCUGCCACCGCACCCCGACCCCCUCGCCCGAGGCACCCCCGCGGCACGUCCCACCACGUCCCCUGUGCACAAGGUGCAGCCGUGUCACCCCUGGCCCCAGCCAUGCCACACAAGGCACCCCAAACCCUGGCGUGUGGCACCCCCAGCCAUGGCACCACGGUGGCACCCGCAUGGGGUUGAUGGCGGGGGAUGGAGGUCAUGCCUGGCCGGGCUGCUGGGGCCAUUCCUAGUUUUCUAGAAAUAAAGGUAGAGACCUGUGGGA
Messenger RNA from Calidris pugnax (ruff), 1256 nucleotides. Its product is annotated as N-acetyltransferase 8-like. The transcript is spliced from 2 exons. Gene Ontology annotation, molecular function: N-acetyltransferase activity. The record is from RefSeq and is a predicted model, not a curated record. NCBI's taxonomy places the organism in Eukaryota, Metazoa, Chordata, Aves, Charadriiformes, Scolopacidae. The coding region runs from base 306 to 992 and encodes 228 amino acids.